CUAUACACGAGUUUGUAUACAGUCAACUAGCGUGAUCGAUCUCCAUACCAUUAGAUGGCGGUACUGGCCUCAGUAGCCAACCGGAACUCACGCUUCAAUUAGGAGGAAGGACACCGGAUCUUUUAAGGAAACCUUGUUGAGCUACAGCACGGCCAGCUCUCCUGUGAACAUGGGUCGUCACUUUGGAAACUUGGCCAAGGUCAGGCAUAUAAUCACCUAUAGUCUGUCCCCCUUUGAGCAGAGGGCUUUCCCCAACUACUUCUCCAAAGGAAUCCCAAAUGUGUGGAGACGGUUCACAGCCUCUUUCUUCAAAGUUGCCCCCCCAAUGAUUGUCCUGUACCUGACAUACAGCUGGGGCAACAGCGAAUACGAGAAGAGCAAGAGGAAGAGUGCUGUGGAUCAUGCACAUGAUGAAUAAAUUCCUUCAAACUCCUAAAAGCUGCCCUCUGUUAUUAAUUCCACCUCUGUAUGUUUCACUAAUAAAGAAGAAAGAUAUUUAUGUGAAAUCAGUAUUGAUUUCAUUCAA
Messenger RNA from Scatophagus argus, 526 nucleotides. RefSeq names its product cytochrome b-c1 complex subunit 8 (gene uqcrq). The transcript has 3 exons. The record is from RefSeq and is a predicted model, not a curated record. Lineage: Eukaryota; Metazoa; Chordata; Actinopteri; Scatophagidae. Bases 170 to 418 code for a protein of 82 amino acids. Gene Ontology annotation, biological process: mitochondrial electron transport, ubiquinol to cytochrome c.